Molecule: messenger RNA, 12975 nt
Organism: Cladophialophora psammophila CBS 110553
Lineage: Eukaryota; Fungi; Ascomycota; Eurotiomycetes; Chaetothyriales; Herpotrichiellaceae
Product: dynein heavy chain, cytoplasmic
Exons: 2
Coding region: 1-12975 (4324 amino acids)
Biological process (GO): microtubule-based movement
Cellular component (GO): dynein complex
Molecular function (GO): dynein intermediate chain binding; minus-end-directed microtubule motor activity; dynein light intermediate chain binding
Source: RefSeq, a predicted model, not a curated record
AUGGACGUCCUUUCGACUAGCACUCCCAACGGGGAUCCCGGUCCUACUGCGAUAUUGGAGCCCGUGGACCCCCUCGACGUCCUUGAACAUAUCGUGAAUCUGAUUGAGACCACCCUUGGUGCCGCAAGAAGAGAGCUCGAAGCGGUCGGCAGCCUUCUGUCGAAAGCCAGUCGUCCCGAAUCCCUCAACAAAUGUGCUCGAUUCGCAGCCGAUCCUCAACUUACCCUCUAUGCGCAGAAGGACGUGCGGGAAGAGUUGGUCAAUGGUCACGAUGACACUCCCAAAAUCGAACAUCUUUAUAGCCUUUCAUCCGAAUUGUCCCCUGCACAAACGACCGUUGCCACGAUUGCCUUCCUGAAACUUUCUGGACCUCUUGAUGGACGAAGGUCGAUUGCCAGCCAGAUCCAAGUCUUCAAUCUCCCGGGCUCGUACAACAUCGGUAGUGAAGCAAACACCGGCGGAGACGUUAUCUCACCAUACGAAGUAGUCUACUCGCUUUUACACAACGUCCUCAGCCCGUACUUUGAGGCGUACACCCGACAACAUGGCUCAACCAACCGAAAUUGGUAUGAUCCGCAGGCGAAAGGCGGUAUUCCAGGCGCGAAGAGAAGGAUUGCGGAAUUGGAAAUGAGCCUGCUGCAUCUGCAACAAAAUACUGAUAUUCCGAUGAUCCACUUGCCCAUGCACGAGGUGGUAAUGGGAGCCUUGCAAAAUGCCGAAGCCCAAGGAUUGUCGCCAUCUGUGCAGUUGAUUCCGGCACACGUCCUUGAGAAUACCACCGUUCUCAACAGCAUUCAGAAUCAUGUUAUUGGGUGGAUCAAGUCAAUACAGAAUAUCACCAAACUUACCAAAGACGUCAAGGAUGCAACGCCUACUCAGACCUCUGCCGCCCAAGAGAUCAAUUUCUGGCUUUCUCUGGAGGCUUCAUUGAACAAGCUUGUGGAAGAAAUAAGCCUCGAUCAUGUCCGCUUGACGUUGGAAAUCCUGAAGAAGGCCAAGCGGCAACAGGCUGUCGUCAGUUUUGAAACCGACACUGGCUGGAGAGACGCUCUCGAAGUCGUGCGGAACUACAACACUCUCAUGCGGGACUUCCCCUUGGAUGAGUUGUCUUCCGCAACGUCGCUGCAAAAAUUGGCAGAAGCUCUGGUCCUGAUCUUCAACCACCUGAACAAGAAAUGGAGGGUCUGCAACUACCCUAUUCGCCGAGCACUCAAGCUGGUGGAAGGUAUUUCGGAGGACAUGAAUACCCAGAUUCUUCGUCUGCUUCAAGGGCGCUCGAUCAUGUCGCUGAGCUGGGACGAGUUUACUGACCUGAUGAACUCGGUCAACCUGGUGUGGGAGACUUGGGACGAUCAAAUGAAAAGCUUCACGGCUGUUGCUCGGGAGAUAACAAGACGCAAAAACACCGAUUUUGUGCCCGUGAAGAUAAUUCCUAGACAUGCCCAGACUCAGGAGCGACUGCGGUACGUCUACCGCUUUCGAAAUGACCACGAACAACUGCGGCGGACGAUCAUCAACGUUCUUGGACCCAAGGCUCGCGCAACCGACCCGACCCGACCAGCAGAUGAUGGCGGAGCCGCAAUCAUCGAGGAACUAGGAGACGUUGAUGCUGUUGAGGAAGUGGCCGGUGCUUAUGACAUUGUCCGCCAUGUGGAUGUGCUAGACGUGUCGCCAAAAGGAACAGAAAUUUGGGUCCAGGCCGAGAUGCAGUAUACCGAACGGACAUCUCGAGUGGAGGACUCAAUUAUCACAAGACUAAGAGACCGCUUGGGGAAAGCAAAGACAGCAAAUGAGAUGUUCCGAGUUUUUGAGAAAUUCAACGCUUUGCUGGUUAGACCGAAAGUUCGAGGUGCCAUUGCGGCAUAUCAGACUCAGCUCUUGGACAAUGUCAAGAACGCCAUUGCCUCUCUCCACGAAAGAUUCAAGCAGCAAUACGGUGGCUCCGAGGCGCAGAUGAUGGCUCAACUUCGCGACAUUCCUCCUGUGGCAGGUGCAAUCCUGUGGGUCCGUCAAAUCGAAGCACAAUUGAACAACUAUAUGUCCAAAGUCCAAGCUGUUCUCGGAGAAGACUGGAUGCUUCAUACCGACGGAGAGAAACUGGAAGCUGAAAGCAACCUAUUCCGAAAGAAGCUCACGACCAGAGACAUUUAUGAAGCAUGGCUUCGCGAUGUCCAGGCCAGAGAUAUCUCCGUUACCGGCAGACUAUUCUCUAUUUCGCGGAGUCGUACGGCCAAUGGUGCCAUGGAGCUCAUUGUGAACUUUGACAAUCAUGCUAUAUCACUCUUCAAAGAGGUCAGAAAUCUUAGCUGGCUGAACUACCAAAUCCCACACCGGAUAGCAACAACCGCGAAACAAGCUCAGCGCGUGUAUCCGUACGCUUUGAGUCUUAUGGAGAGCGUUGCAGGGUACUUCUCCGCUGUUCGAGCUAUUCAAGAAAUGCCGAACACAGCACCUCUGAUGGCAGGCUAUGAGAAGGAGGUGCAAAUCCUCUUUGCCACUGGUAUCAAGUUAAGAUGGGAUUCUUUUAUCCAUUCAUACGAACUGCACAUCAAGGGAAAAGCCACUACCAAUGACUCGGCGCAUGUGCAGUAUGUUCGUGACUUGGCUACAGCGGUCACAACUCUGCAAAGCAAGACUGCGACUGUUCGAAGCCUUGACCAGAGCAUCCAAGUUGCUCUUUCCGAGAUGAAGAGCUGUCCCUAUACACCCAAGAAUUUCCAGGCUCAAAUGGACAUUAUUCAGAACGCUGUGGACAAGAUGAAUCUGGAAAACUACUCAAAUCUCUCUAAUUGGGUGUCUCAAUUAAACUUGCAAUUGCGCCAAAUCUUUGAGGAACGACUACGAGCGGCGUUAAAGUACUGGAUCACGUCCUUUACCUCCACGGAUGAACAAUAUCCUGCUUCAGAGGAAGCCAUGCACCAUGUUCAGUUUCCCCUUACACAGAUCGAGAUAAUGAUGAACAAUCAAACAGUUUUCGUCGACCCGCCUCUGAACUUUGUCAAGGCCUCUUGGGUGCUUCAGCUGGAAGACUGGCUGGAAGUCUUGUGCCACUUGCCACAAGUCAGAGCCUCUCGAUACUCUGUGACUGCGGAUAUUGGUUCACCACAAGCAACACCUGAAUUCAUAGAUCUACCAUUACAGAAUGUUGAGGUCCUGCAGGCGGCCUACAGCGCCAUCGAUACCAGGAUCGAAAAUAUGGCCGUUUACCUGGAGGAAUGGUACACCUACCAGAAUUUGUGGGAUCUCCGUAGUGAUCAAUUGCACGAAACCCUUGGUGACGAUCUUGCCCAAUGGCACCAGCUACUACAAGAAGUCCGCCACGCACGUUCAACCUUUGAUACCUCUGAGGGACGCAAGAGCUUUGGCUGUGUCGUCUUUGACUAUGAGCAGGUCCAAUCAAAGAUUACACAGAAGUAUGAUCAAUGGCAAUAUGAGAUCACCAGCAAGUUCGGUGGCAUCCUCGGCAAUCGUAUGGCGGAAGUGUACACUGACAUGAAACGAUCGCGCCUCGAACUCGAAAAUCACUCCCUCGAGGCGUCAUCCACGGCGCAAGCGGUAGCAUUCAUCACCAUUGUCCAGCAAUGCAGACGAAAUGCGAUGGUAUGGGGACCUGAAGUCGAGAUCUUCAGGCAAGGCCAGACUACCCUUUCAAGACAACGAUACAAUUUUGCUAGUGACUGGCUCUCUGCGAACCAGGUGAGCGACGAAUGGGAUGCUUUUGAAGAGAUCUUGAAUCGCAAAAGCAAGGUUGUUGAAGAUCAGACGGAUGCGCUUCGGGCCAAUAUUAUUGCAGAGGAUCGCGUUAUCGGUAGCCGGAUUGCUGAUGUGGUUGCUCAAUGGACGGAGGAGAAGCCUGUUUCUGGGACAAUUCCACCUGCGGAAGCCGCCGAGCUCUUGCGUGUUUACCAAGCCCGCAUGGAGAAGUUGCAAGCAGAAGCUGAAACUGUCUCGCGCGCAAAAGAAGCCCUUGCAUUACCGUCCACUCAGGAUGAUUCCCUGGCUGCUGCGUUGGAGGAAGUGAGCGAUUUCAAGUCUGUUUGGUCCGCUCUGUCAACGAUAUGGCAGAGCAUCAACGAACUCCGCGACAUGUUAUGGACUAGUUUGCAACCACGGAAGCUUCGUCAAUCUUUGGACGGCUUGGUGAAGAUGACGAAAGAGAUGCCCAGUCGAAUGCGGCAGUAUGCUGCUUUCGAGCAUGUCCAGACCGUUCUCCGACAGUUGAUCAAGGCGAAUCCACUUCUCAACGACCUCAAGUCCGAUGCCAUUCGAGAAAGGCACUGGCUAAAAAUCUACAAGGCAUUGAAGCCCAACAAGAGAUAUUCUGAGGUGUCGAUGACUCUGGGAGAUGUCUGGGAUCUUCAGUUGAUAACCAGCGAGGCAACUAUCCGGGACAUUAUUGUCCAAGCGAGAGGAGAACUGGCGCUCGAAGAGUUUGUCAGACAAGUGCGAGAAACCUGGCAAAGCUAUCCGCUUGAUCUGGUGAACUAUCAAAACAAGUGCCGACUCAUUCGUGGCUGGGAUGAGCUUUUCUCCAAAUGCAGUGAGAACCUGAAUUCCCUCCAAGCUAUGCGCCACUCCCCGUACUACAAAGAAUUUGAGGAAGAAGCUUCAUCGUGGGAGGACAAGCUAAAUCGAGUCCAUGUUCUGUUCGACAUCUGGAUUGACGUGCAGAGACAAUGGGUCUACCUAGAAGGAGUCUUUACUGGCAACAACGACAUCAAGCACCUUCUGCCCACUGAAUCCAGCAGAUUCUCGAACAUCAACACUGAAUUUUCUGCAGUCAUGAAGAAAGUCUAUAAGUCCCCGUUUGUUAUGGAUGUCCUCGCCAUUCCUGGCGUGCAGAAAUCUCUAGAGCGCCUGGCAGAACUCCUGAGCAAAAUUCAGAAGGCCUUGGGCGAGUAUCUUGAACGAGAGCGUGUCUCGUUCCCUCGAUUUUACUUCGUUGGCGAUGAAGAUUUGCUCGAGAUUAUUGGCAACAGCAACGACAGCACCCGCGUUGCGAAGCACUUCAAAAAGAUGUUUGCCGGGAUAUCCGGCGCAGAAGUCACCGAUGACAACACAAUCGCAGCUAUUACUUCAAAAGAAGGCGAGGUCGUCAGGCUGAAGAAAGAGGUUUCUCUGAUCAAGCUCCCCAAAAUCAACGAUUGGCUUACGGCGCUCGACACCAGUGUCAAGCAGACCUUGGCUGAGUUGCUUGCGGAAGCUGCCACUGCCUUUAAACCCUUGUUUACUGCCCCUGAGCUCGAUGCCCAUGAGUUUCAAGAGUACAUGACGCGGUUUCCCGCGCAGAUAAUGAUCCUAGCGGCGCAAGUCGUAUGGACCGACCUCGUGCAAGGAGCACUUGAAGGCGGGGGCCAAGGGUUACCGAAACUUCACGAGCAUGAAGUGCGACUACUCGACGUCCUAGCCGAAAGCGUAUUGCAAGACCUCCCAGCCUUGACUCGAAAGAAAUGCGAACACUUUAUCACUGAGGCUGUCCAUCAACGAGACGUUGUUGCGAAACUCAUGAAAGCCGAAGCAAAUUCACCUGGACAUUAUUUCUGGCUUCUGCAGAUGCGCUACGUUUACGACCCCAAUGCAGACCUGAUGAAUCGCUUGCGCAUUCAUAUGGCAAAUGCAGACUUGGAUUAUGGCUACGAAUAUCUUGGUGUGCCAGACCGCCUUGUUCGGACACCCCUGACUGAUCGAUGCUUUCUAACUUUGACACAAGCCCUUUGCCAAAGACUUGGAGGUUCUCCAUAUGGUCCUGCAGGAACUGGGAAGACCGAGUCAGUUAAGGCCCUGGGACUCCAAUUGGGGCGCUUCACCUUGGUUUUUUGCUGCGACGACACCUUCGACUUCCAGGCGAUGGGCCGCAUAUUCCUUGGGCUGUGUCAGGUUGGUGCUUGGGGAUGUUUUGACGAAUUCAAUCGUCUUGAAGAGAGGAUACUCUCAGCCGUGUCACAACAAAUUCAAAACAUCCAAAUUGGCCUCAAGAACACCACCAACGAGCAAAAGGCGCAAAUCGACCUCGUGGGGCGCCGUUUCAGAGUCAACCCAAAUUCCGGCCUAUUCAUCACCAUGAAUCCUGGUUAUGCUGGACGUUCUAACCUGCCAGACAAUUUGAAGAAGCUCUUUAGGAGUGUUGCAAUGUCGAAACCAGACAAGGAGCUGAUCGCUGAAGUCAUGCUUUUCUCACAAGGUUUCAAGCAAGCAAAACAUAUUUCCCACCAAGUCGUCCCAUUCUUCGACCAUUGUGCACAGCGGCUCUCGAAGCAACCUCAUUACGAUUUCGGUCUGAGAGCACUGAAAAGCGUCCUCAUUAGCUCUGGUGGGCUCAAGAGAGUUCGAACGCAAACGCCAGAAAUUCCGGGAGACCAAAGCAUCAUUGAGCCGCAGAUCAUUGUGCAGAGCAUUCGAGAGACAGUGUCACCAAAACUGAUCAAACAAGACGUCGAAACUCUUAUUGAGGUCCAGGCAGAAGACUUCCCAGGCGUGGAAUAUGUCCCCGCAAACAUGACCAGGCUCAUGGAGGCAAUCAAGCAGGUGAUGCAAGAACAGCAUCUCACGGAAAGCGAGGCUUGGAUGACGAAGAUUCUCCAACUGUAUCAGAUUCAAAACAUCCACCACGGAGUCAUGAUGGUCGGACAGUCCGCCUCUGGUAAAUCUGCCAUAUGGAGAGUCCUACUUCAAGCCCUACAGAGGGUGGAGGGAAUUGAAGGCGUAUAUCAUGUGAUUGAUCCGAAGGUUAUGUCGAAAGAAGCACUCUAUGGAAGCCUCGACAGCACGACCCGAGAGUGGACUGAUGGCUUGUUCACCGCCAUCCUGCGAAAGGUCGUUGACAAUCUCCGUGGCGAAGACAGUAAGCGGCAUUGGAUCGUUUUUGACGGAGAUGUCGAUCCUGAAUGGGUAGAAAACUUGAACAGCGUUCUCGACGACAACAAACUACUCACCCUGCCGAACGGGGAAAGAUUGAACCUACCGCCAAAUGUUCGAAUCAUGUUCGAAGUCGAGAGUCUGAAAUAUGCCACCCUUGCCACGGUCAGUCGUUGUGGUAUGGUGUGGUUCUCAGAUGACACCGUCAGCCCGUCCCUGAUGAUAGACCACCACCUUCAGAAGCUCGCGGACCGCACAUUUGAGGACCUGGAUGAUGAGAUCAAAGCAGCCGGUCUCACUACGAAAGCUCAAGACACACAGCGCCACGUAGUCGAGACCUUGAAAACGUCGAUGCAACGGGAUGAUCUUCUCCUCAAAGCACUAUCAUCUGCAGCAACUCACAAACAUAUCAUGGAGUUCACUAUGGCCAGGGCGCUAGGCAGUCUGUUUAGUCUCCUAGCUAAAGGGUGUCGCACAAUCUUGGAGUACAACAUGAAUCAUCCUGAAUUUCCUCUAGAGCCGGAGCAAACUGAGGCCUUCAUUUCGAAGAAGCUUUUAUUGGCAAUCGUUUGGAGCUUCGUUGGUGAUGCAUCCCUGGGCAUUCGCAAGGAGUUCGGUGAUUUCCUGUCUACAAUGACGAAUGUCGACCUACCGACUCUCGACAGCUCUACUUCACUCAUUGAUUACGAUGUGACUUUGCCCCAUACCCAAUGGGUACCGUGGCAGACUCAAGUUCCCACGGUCGACUUGAACACUCAUUCGAUCACUCAAACUGAUGUUAUUAUACCUACGAUCGACACCGUCCGCCACGAGGACGUUCUGUAUUCGUGGUUGUCGGAACACAAACCCCUGAUGCUGUGCGGUCCUCCGGGUUCUGGAAAAACAAUGACUCUCUUCAGCGCCCUUCGGAAACUUCCCGAUAUGGAGGUUGUGGGCCUCAACUUUUCCAGUGCCACUCAGCCAGAGCUCGUCAUCAAGACUUUUGAGCAAUACUGUGAGUAUAAAAAGACCCUCAAUGGAAUGGUCCUCUCCCCUACGCAGCUUGGUCGAUGGUUGGUAAUUUUCUGCGACGAGAUCAAUCUUCCUGCUCCCGACAAGUACGGUACUCAACGCGCCAUCAGUUUCCUGCGGCAGCUGGUGGAACAAAAUGGCUUUUGGCGCACUGCUGACAGGGUGUGGGUAACUUUGGAGCGUAUUCAAUUCGUUGGCGCUUGUAAUCCACCGGAAGACGUAGGACGUCAUCCCAUGGGCGACCGAUUCUUGAGACACGCGCCUGUGGUCAUGGUUGACUAUCCCGGCGAGGUCUCUUUAACCCAGAUUUACGGCACCUUCAACAAUGCGGUCCUCAAGGUAGUGCCUUCCUUACGAGGAUUCGCGGAAGCCCUGACGCGCGCAAUGGUCGAGUUCUACCUGAAGUCCCAAACGAGGUUUACGCCAGAUAUUCAGCCUCAUUAUGUUUACUCGCCUAGAGAACUGACUCGCUGGGUACGUGGCAUCUACGAGGCCAUAGCCCCUCUCGAACACCUCUCAUUGGAAGGGCUGAUUCGUAUUUGGGCGCACGAAGCAUUGCGACUUUUCCAAGAUCGACUUGUCGAACAAGAAGAGCGAGCCUGGACAUCUGAUAUGGUUCGACAAACAGCGCUAGAACACUUCCCCACCGCCGACAUCGAUCAAGCAUUACAGGGACCGAUCCUGUUCUCUAACUGGCUUUCGAAGAAUUAUGUCUCCAUUGAGCAAGAACAAUUACGCGAGUUUGUCAAGGCACGUCUGAAGACAUUCUGCGAGGAAGAAGUUGAUGUUCCUCUUGUGUUGUUCAAUGAUGUCCUCGAACAUGCUCUUCGCAUUGACCGAGUCUUCCGCCAACCUCAAGGCCAUCUCAUUCUUAUCGGUACCAGCGGUAGCGGCAAGACCACGUUGUCUAGGUUCGUCGCCUGGAUGAAUGGCUUGACCAUAUUCCAGAUAAAGGUCCAUGGGCGAUACUCGGCGGAAGACUUCGACGAUGAUUUGAGAGGGGUUCUCCGAGCGUGCGGCUGCCGAGGCCAGAAGAUUUGCUUCAUCAUGGACGAAUCCAAUGUUCUAGACUCUGGUUUCCUCGAGCGGAUGAACACUUUGCUAGCAAACGGAGAAGUUCCCGGUCUUUUCGAGGGUGACGAAUACUCUGCUCUUAUGACUGCUUGCAAGGAAGGUGCUCAACGACAAGGUCUGCUCCUGGACUCGCAAGAAGAACUUUACAAGUGGUUCACCCAGCAAAUUGUCCGCAACUUGCAUGUCGUAUUCACAAUGAAUCCUCCGCAGGACGGCCUCUCGUCGAAGGCAGCUACCAGCCCGGCCUUGUUCAACAGAUGUGUCCUCAACUGGAUGGGUGAUUGGUCGGAUCAGGCUCUCUUCCAAGUCGGCUACGAACUCACACAAUCUAUCGAUCUAGACAAGCCAAAUUUCUCCGCUCCUGACAGUAUCCCUGUCGCAUAUCGUGAUCUAACACUUCCUGCCUCACACCGCGACACGAUUAUCAAUGCAAUGGUGCAUAUACACUACUCUGUCCAGAAAACCAACGAGCGUUUGGAGCGUCAACAGGGCAUUGUGACUUAUCUUACGCCUCGCCACUACCUUGAUUUCGUUACGCAAUUCCGCAAACUCUUCAGGGAGAAGCGCGAGGAUCUCGAGGAACAACAACGCCAUCUCAAUGUUGGUCUAGACAAACUUCGAGAUACUGUCGACAAAGUACGCGACUUGAGAGCAAGCCUGGCACAGAAGAAGCAUCAGCUGGAGCUAAAAGAUGCCGAGGCAAAUGAAAAGCUUCAACGGAUGGUCGCCGAUCAGCGAACCGCAGAGUCUCAGAAGACCACCUCCAUUGAGAUACAAACAGAAUUGGAGAAGCAAGAGAAAGAGAUUGCUAGCCGGAAAGAAAUCGUGCUGGAUGACCUGGCCAAGGCGGAACCGGCAGUCAUCGAAGCACAGCGAAGCGUCAGCAACAUCAAGAGACAACAUCUCACUGAGGUUAGGUCCAUGGCUAAUCCGCCACCUGGUGUUAAGCUUGCUUUGGAAUCGGUAUGCACUUUACUUGGUCACAAGGUCGAUAACUGGAGAGCCAUUCAAGCUGUUGUUCGGCGGGACGAUUUCAUUGCAAAUAUCGUCAACUACGACAAUGAGAAAGAUAUGACACCCAACCUACGGCAGAAAAUGCGCCACGAUUACCUGUCCAACGAUGAUUUCACAUUUGAGAAGGUCAAUCGUGCAAGCAAAGCAUGUGGUCCUCUGGUGCAGUGGGUGGAGGCUCAAGUGAAUUACUCUGAGAUUCUUGACAGAGUCGGACCCUUGCGCGCUGAAGUGGAGCAAUUGGAAGACAAGGCUCUCCAGACCAAAGCUGAAGCCAAAGCUAUUGAAAACAGAAUCGCCAAACUCGAGGAGAGUAUUGCAACCUACAAGACGGAAUAUGCUGCCCUCAUCAGUGAAACGCAAGCCAUCAAGGGUGAAAUGGCACGAGUUCAGACGAAGGUAGAUCGCAGUCUUCGUCUGCUCGACAGUCUAUCUUCCGAGCGUGUUAGAUGGGAGGCAGCUAGUAAGUCCUUUGAGACGCAGAUCCAGACCUUGGUUGGAGAUGUGGUCAUCGCAUCAGCAUUCCUCGCAUAUGGAGGUCUCUAUGAUCAACAAUUUAGAAAGACAAUGGUUGAUGAUUGGAUGCAUCACAUGUCACAGUCCGGCAUUUCCUGUAAAAGUGAUGGCUCAGUUCUUGGAUAUUUGUCAUCCGCCGACGAACGCCUCCAAUGGCAGCGUCACUCCCUUCCAGCCGAUGACUUAUGCAUGGAGAAUGCCAUCAUGCUCAAGCGCUUCAACCGAUACCCAUUGAUCAUCGACCCGCCUGGCAGGGUGACUGAGUUUUUGAAACAAGAACACCAAGGACGGAAGCUAACAGUCACAAGCUUCCUAGACGACGCCUUCACUAAACAGCUCGAGAGUGCCUUGCGCUUUGGCAAUCCGAUCUUGAUCCAAGACGCCGAAUACCUAGAUCCCAUCUUGACGCAUGUCUUGAACAAGGAAUACCAGAAGACUGGUGGGCGAGUGCUCAUCCAGCUUGGCAAGCAAGAGAUCGACUUUUCAGAACACUUCCAAUUAUAUCUAUCUACUCGGGAUCCUUCGGCAGCAUUUGCCCCAGACGUUUGCAGCAGGACUACCUUCAUCAACUUCACUGUUACCCGCAGCAGUUUGCAAACACAGUCCUUGAACGAAGUCCUGAAAGCCGAGCGACCGGAUGUCGACAAGCGAAGAACAAACUUGGUCAAAAUGCAAGGGGAAUUUGACACAAACCUCAGGCAAUUGGAAAAGAGGCUUUUGCAAGCUCUCAAUGAAUCCCGGGGUAAUAUUCUUGAUGAUGACAAUGUCAUCCAAACUCUGGAAACUCUCAAAAAGGAAGCUGCGGUCAUCACAAAGAAGGUUGCUGAAACCGAAGGAGUCAUGGCGGAAGUUGAGCGGAUCACACAAGGUUACAGCCACAUUGCCAACGCCUGCAGUGCCAUUUUUGCUUUGCUUGAGCAGUUGCAUCACCUCAACCACGGGUAUCGAUUCUCGCUGCCAUAUUUCAUCGAUAUAUUCAACUCGGUGCUCCAUGAUAACCCACAUCUUAUGAACAAGACAAACCAUGAAGAACGUGGCGAGAUCAUUCUAAAAGACAUAUUCGUUGAGACUUAUCGGCGAACGUCCUUGUCUCUAUUGCAAAAAGAUCGCAUUACACUGGCAAUGCUUCUGGUCCGUGCCUCUCCAUAUAACUUUGAUCGGUCCGCCAUGGAACUUAUACUGGAAGACCGACCACAUUCCCGAGGCACCGUGCCUACUGACACUCGUGUCGAGGACGUGGUGGCAGCUGUGAAGCGAAUCCCUAUUUUCAACAGCGACAGACUUGACUCCACGAGCAAGAGUUGGAUACAGUUUCUCUCCGCGGAGCGUGCAGAGCACUUCGUUCCGACGCUCUGGAACGACACUGACAAUACGAUCGAUCAAAACCUCUACAAGUUACUCCUUAUCAAGCUGGCCCGACCGGACAGGUUUUUGCCUGCAGCUCAAGCACUCGUCGCAGGCGUCUUUGGACCAGAAAUCUUUCAGGGCACUGAUGAUCUGGCAGCAAUUGUCAAUCAAGUCAACUCCUCGAUCCCCAUUGCGCUCUGCUCCAAUCCCGGUUUUGAUGCAAGCUACAAGGUCGAUGCCCUUGUGGAGAAGCAGAAUGCGAACUGCGCCAAUGUUGCUAUGGGAUCUGAUGAAAGUGUUGCCAGUGCGGAUAAAGCCAUCACCAGCGCGGCCGCGAACGGUACGUGGGUUUUGAUCAAGAAUGUUCACCUGGCUCCUCAAUGGGUGCAGAGCCUGGAGAAGCGUCUGUCGGCCCUCAAACCGCACAAUGACUUCAGAUUGUUCCUCUCCAUGGAGUCAAGUCCCAAGAUACCCGUCAACCUGCUUCAAGCCUCCAGGACUCUUGUCUACGAACAACCGGCUGGCAUGAGAGCAAAUAUGAAGGAUACCUUAACUGUAGUGUCGGACCGAGGGACCCGAACUCCUGUCGAGAAGGGCAGGCUCUACCUCCUCCUGUGUUUCCUUCACGCUGUGCUCCAAGAACGACUUCGAUAUGCCCCCACUCUAGGCUGGAAGGGGCUUUGGGAGUUCAAUGACAGCGACUACGAGUGUUGCGCGUUCAUUAUUGACGUCUGGAUUGAUGCGAUUGCACAAGGGAGAUCGAACAUCGCACCCGUCAAAUUACCUUGGGAUUUACUUCGGACCUUGAUUACCGAAAUGUACGGUGGCAAGAUUGAUGAUGAGGGUGAUUUUUCAUUGCUGAGUCAAAUCGUGAGCAAGGUAUUUGACCCUGCAGCAUAUGAAAAUGACCAUGAAUUGGUGUCAGCUCCAGAUGAAGGGCAGGCACUCAAGGUUCCUUCUGGAACAACUAUUCGUGACUUCAUGGGUUGGGUGGACCAAUUGCCUGAGAGGGAGCCACCAGCAUAUCUAGGACUACCUGCAAAUGCAGAGAAGUUGCUGUUGAUGGGACAAGGAAGAGAAACGAUUGGCAACCUUGCCAGGAUAACGGAUUUACUAGAGGAAGGAGAGCAGACAUUGUCGGAGGAGUAUGGCAGCUCCUGA